AUGUCGAAUUGCAUCAUCCAGUUUGAGUUUGUAACGCAUGCUCACUCACGUCCUCUUGCAGACGCUUUGAAGGCGCCUCGCUGCGUGUCAGGGCCCCGCACUGCAUUCGCAUGGGCGGAGAAGCAGCAGCAGCAGCAGCAGCAGCAGCAGCAGCAGCAGCAGCAGCAGCAGCAGCAGCAGCAGCAGCAGCAGCAGCAGCAGCAGCAGCAAUCACAGCAGCAUUCGAAGGAUGAGAAGCAGAUGGUGCAACAUGAGGCGAUGCCAACGGCAGCGGAGAGGAGGCAACAGAGGGACCUGACAUCGCGUGCCGUCGCUCCCCUUGGGGCUCUUUCAGGUCACAUUCCCCACUCUGGCUAUCCCACCCCCCUCCCUCCUUUCCCCCUACGCUGGUUUGCAUUUCCCUUCCCCGCCUGCCUCCCACGCAUGCCCUUUCCCCUUCUGCCAGGGUUGAAACCCAGGCUUGCCUCCCUCCAUCUCGAUCUCCGCCAGGCUGGCCUAAACCCGCGUCCCUCCCCACACUGGCUAUCCUUUCACCUACUCCCUCUCCACCCAGGCUUGCCUAUCCCCUUCUUCCUCCCCACCCUGGCUCGCCUUUCCUCUUCUCCCUCUCCACCCAGGCUUGCCUUUCCCCUUCUCCCUCCUCAACCCUGGCUAUCCCUUCCCCUUCUCCCUCCACCCCCCCCUUGCUCGCCUUUCUCCUUCUUCCUCCCCAACCCUGGCUAUCCUUUCACCUACUCCCUCUCCACCCAGGCAUGCCUAUCCCCUUCUCCCUCCCCAACCCUUGCUAACCCUUCCCUUUCUCCCUCCUCACCCUUGCUCGCCUUUCCCCUUCACCCUCCCCAACCCUGGCUAUCCCUUCCCCAUCUCCCUCCCACCCCUGGCUAUCCUUACCCGGCUAUCCUUACCCCUUCUCCUCCCCCAACCCUGGCUAUCCAGUCCCCUUCUGCCUCCCACAUGGCCUUGGUGACCUAUGCUUUCCUCCCCCUACUCCCUUGCCACCCAGGCUUGCCUAUCCCCUUCUUCCUCCCCACCCUGGGUAGCCUUUCCCCUACUCCCUCGCCACCCAGGCUUGCCUAUCCCCUUCUCCCUCCCCAACCCUUUAUGCCUCACCCACACUGGCUGUACGCACUCACAUGUACUGUUGCCAUCCUCGUGCCAGCGUUGGUUAACGUGUGUGCAAACACACGCAUGUCUUCCGGCAUCGCCCGCAUGAAGGUGUGCCACAAUCCCUCCCCCCUCCCUCCGCCUCUAGUGUCCACAGGAACCACCAUGCGCUGCGACGUCUUCAGCACGCAUGGCUCUUCGCAUAUCGUCAGCAACGGUGAUAGCUGCAUGGAUUUGACGCCGGUUAGAGCUGCGGUACGGCCUCUUAACAAGUGA
Closterium sp. NIES-65 is the source of this 1380-nucleotide messenger RNA. NCBI's taxonomy places the organism in Eukaryota, Viridiplantae, Streptophyta, Zygnematophyceae, Desmidiales, Closteriaceae. The record is from the annotation of a GenBank genome assembly.